AUGGCAGAAAGUGAGGGUGAAAUAGGAGAGAACGAUAAAGUUUCCGGACGUAUAAAGGAAUGUUUGUGUCAGCCAUGUUUAAUUAAGGAUAAGCAAACUGUAGCUGACAAGUUUUGCUCAACUUGUAAUGAAUUCCAGUGUACUGAUUGUUCAAGUGUACACGACUUGCUCCCAAUUUUGAAAAGUCAUAAAUUGGUGAACGCAAAAGAAGCUAAUGCAUCAAGAGUUUUGCUUGAUAUGAAGGGAUUAGAUCAGUGUGAUCAACAUAAAGAAAUUUUGAAAUUCUUCUGUGAAGAUGAAAACAAGCUUUGUUGCAGCACUUGUGCUAUUUCUAAGCAUCGUAAAUGCCACAGCGUUGUAGAAGUUGAUGAGAUCGCUGGAAACAUUACUUCACGAAGUUCUACCUUAAUGGAAAAAAUGAAAAAAGCACUUCAAGAUGCUGAAGGCAUUGCAAGACACAUUCUCAAUUCUAAAGAUCAGCUAGCCCAAAACGUAAACGAAAUACCAGUAAAGAUUAGAGAAAUGCGAGAUAAAGUAAUGCAGAUGUUUGACGAUUUGGAACUUUCUGUCGCCAAGAGAGCUAAAGAUCUUCAGAAAGAAUCAUUAGUUAACCUGACAAAGAAACAAUCACUAAACGAAAAGCAUUUGGCUCAUGUAACAUCGAUUUUUGAAACCAUUGAUAACGUUUACAAAAAUGGAACUUCAGCGCAGAAAUUCAUAGCAGAACAAAACAUGGAAAAUGAAGUCAAUGUUCUAUGCAGGCAUGUUCAGGAGGAGAUUCAAAACUCAGAUACGGCGACCAUUACUUUUCAUUUUGACGAUGCAUUAAAACUGCCACCACUACCAAUCACUGAAUAUAUUCCUGGCCAACUCAUAUUAAAGUCGCUUCGACAGGGAGAUGCAAAUUCGGAUAAUACGGAGAUCACAUUAACUCCAGUUUUUUCCAUUGAUUUGAAGAAGACAGGAGAUGACAUGAAGGAACCAUUCAUUACAGGAAUAGACUUUCUACCCGAUGGUAGACUAGUUGCUGUGGAUAAAUACAAUAAAACAUUCUUAGCUUGCAAUGAGAAGCUUGAGAAAGUAGGAUCAUAUCAGUUAUCUUACGAGCCAAUGUCCGUUGUUGCUGUAUCUGAGGACGAAGUAGCGAUAACGAGUGGCAGCGAAUAUAUUAUAGAAUUCCUACGUGUUAGUAAAGCUAAUGAAAUAAGUCUAAGUGGAAAAAUUAACGUAUCGACGAAAUAUUUUUCUGUAUGUUUAAAAGAUAAUAGACACUUAAUGGUAGGGACUUAUGAUGAACAAAGACCUGCUGAAAUAGUUUCUUUGACAGCGGGACAGAUAUUUGUCUUCAAUAUUAACUUUCCGGAAAAAACAUAUCCUUUAAACAAAAGCGCUUGUACUUAUGUUCGAAGCAGUGAUAAAGUGGUGCUUACAGAUAGAGACGGCCAUACUGUCUACAUAUAUGAUAACGUGACAAACACGAGAGUCGUAGUUAAGGGUUAUCAGAUAAAGGAACCAUGUGGUGUAGCAGUUGGUCCCUAUGAUACUAUUCUGGUUUGUAGUUUGAGAACAAACUCUAUCGUGCAGAUAUCACAAACAGGUCAGAUCUUAUCAUCACACAAGAUAGAUAUGGAUAAUCCGUAUAGAGCCUGUGUCUCAUGUGAUAAAACAUUUCUUGCGAUAACAAAUUCAUGUGAAGGUGAGAUGAAGAUACAGAAGUUUAAGAUAUCAUUAUAA
Messenger RNA from Ruditapes philippinarum (Manila clam), 1734 nucleotides. RefSeq names its product E3 ubiquitin-protein ligase TRIM31-like. NCBI's taxonomy places the organism in Eukaryota, Metazoa, Mollusca, Bivalvia, Venerida, Veneridae. Gene Ontology annotation, cellular component: nucleoplasm; chromatin. Bases 1 to 1734 code for a protein of 577 amino acids. The record is from RefSeq and is a predicted model, not a curated record. Gene Ontology annotation, biological process: positive regulation of DNA-templated transcription. Gene Ontology annotation, molecular function: zinc ion binding; ubiquitin-protein transferase activity. The transcript has a single exon.